This is a messenger RNA of Mycosarcoma maydis (corn smut), 960 nucleotides long. RefSeq lists its product as uncharacterized. Gene Ontology annotation, biological process: positive regulation of ubiquitin-protein transferase activity; protein neddylation. The transcript has 2 exons. Bases 1 to 960 code for a protein of 319 amino acids. NCBI's taxonomy places the organism in Eukaryota, Fungi, Basidiomycota, Ustilaginomycetes, Ustilaginales. Gene Ontology annotation, molecular function: ubiquitin-like protein binding; ubiquitin conjugating enzyme binding; cullin family protein binding. The record is from RefSeq and is a predicted model, not a curated record. Gene Ontology annotation, cellular component: ubiquitin ligase complex.
AUGUCGAGCGCAGCAAAGAAGGAAGCAAUCCUUCGUCAAUUCCGACAACUCACCAAUGCCACCCCACAAGAUGCUAACCGAAUCCUGAAAGCGCACGGCUACCGGAUCGAGCCGGCCACCGAUGCAUUCUUCAAUAACGAGCAAGCUCAAAUUAACGCCUCGAUUUCCUCGAGUACAUUGGACAGAAAGAGCGAGCGAGAGGUAAAGGAGCGUCUCAAUGCCCUCUUUGACCGUUUUCGAGACGCGGGUGCCGACAGCGACGAGGAAGAUGACGAAGCGUCGCAACCAGAAGAUCGCGAUCUGAUCAGUAUAGGUGGGGCACUCAAGAUGUGCGAAGCGCUCGAGGUUAGUCCGGAAGACGUGGUGUUCCUACCACUUAGCUACUACCUCAAAUCGGCUUCGAUGGGCACAUUUACGCGAGAGGGUUACAUCAAUGGUUGGAAGAUGCUCGACCUUUCAGAUACCAUCGACAAGCAGAAGAAGACUCUGGAGAAACUUCGACAGGAGCUGCUGGACAACAAACCACUGCGAUUGGAGAGGAUCGCUCAAGAAAAAAGCAAUCCUGCUACUGCAUCCGGUGCCAACAAAGGGCUGUAUGAAAAGGUAUACGAGUACACCUAUGCUUUUGCCCGAAGAGAAGGACAGAAGAGUUUGGCGUUGGAAAACGCUCUUGCGUUCUGGGAUCUGGUGCUCCCCGCUUCGCCGACAUUUCAGAGGGCAGGAAGCCAGGGUACUUUCACACAAGCGCAAUUGGACCUGUGGAAGAGGUUCUUGAGCGAACAAACGCGUGGUAGAGCGGUGAGCAAGGACACAUGGAUGCAAUUCUUAGAUUUUACCAAGGAGAUCAACAGUGAUUUCAGCAAUCACGACUUUGAUGCUGCCUGGCCGUCCAUCAUUGACGACUUUGUGCUUUGGGUUAGAGACAACAUGCCCGCUUCGGACGGUAUGGAUACCAGCUGA